This is a messenger RNA of Electrophorus electricus (electric eel), 1788 nucleotides long. It is a transcript of the gene srsf6b, whose product is annotated as serine and arginine rich splicing factor 6b. Gene Ontology annotation, molecular function: mRNA binding. NCBI's taxonomy places the organism in Eukaryota, Metazoa, Chordata, Actinopteri, Gymnotiformes, Gymnotidae. The record is from RefSeq and is a predicted model, not a curated record. Gene Ontology annotation, cellular component: cytoplasm; nucleus.
ACCCUUCUCAUAAGUCAAACAUUUCUCGCGGAGGUAGCAGCUAGUGUUCCACGGAGGCUUGAAAUAGGUUUCGUCUUUUUUAUUGGUUUAAGAGUCAGGUAAACUAGAUAAAACAUGCCACGUGUAUACGUAGGCAGACUCAGCUACCACGUUCGCGAGAAGGAUAUUCAACGAUUCUUCAGUGGUUACGGGAAGCUUUUGGAGAUUGAUUUAAAAAACGGGUACGGAUUUGUGGAGUUCGAAGAUACGCGCGAUGCAGACGACGCCGUGUACGAGUUGAAUGGCAAAGAGCUGUGCGGCGAGCGCGUCCUUGUCGAGCAUGCCAGAGGGCCACGGCGGGACCGCGAUGGAUACGGUGGGGGUUCUGGGGGUUGGGGGCGCAGCAGUAGUGGUUACAGCAGCAGGAGCCGCUCCGGCAGGGACAAGUACGGACCACCUGUGCGCACAGAGUACCGGCUGAUAGUGGAGAACCUUUCUAGCCGUUGCAGCUGGCAGGACCUCAAGGACUUCAUGCGGCAGGCUGGUGAGGUGACUUACGCAGAUGCCCACAAGGAACGGACAAAUGAGGGAGUGAUUGAGUUCCGCACCUACUCAGACAUGAGGAGAGCGUUGGACAAGCUGGAUGGCACAGACAUCAAUGGGAGGAAAAUCCGUCUGGUGGAGGAUAAGCCCCGGCGCCGGCGCUCCUACUCUGGCAGUAGAUCCAGGUCCCGUAGCAGACGCCGCUCUCGAAGCAGAAGCCGCAGGAGCAGGAGUUCACAAAGUCGCUCAAGGUCUCGCUCUCGCUCUAGAUCCCGCAGCAAACGCCGGUCCCGUUCCAGGUCCAGGAGAAAGUCCCACUCCAAAUCUCCAGCCAAAUCUCGCUCCAGGAAGUCCCAUUCUCGGUCCCGUUCUUGUACUCGAAAGUCUCGCAGUCGCUCUGUAAGUCGCAAGUCCCGCUCCCGCUCAAAUGCCCGCAAGUCCCGCUCCAAGUCUCGUUCCAAGCCCAAAUCUGACCGUGGCUCACGGAGUCGGUCUAAGGAGAAGUCUAUAAGUAAGAAGUCCCGCAGCCGCUCUGCCUCGCCCAUGGAGAAUGGAAAUGAUGAGCGCUCCAAGUCUGCGUCCCGCUCCCCUUCCCCCCAGGAGGCGCGCCAUGCCUCCAAAUCACCUGCCAAGCGCUCGGCAUCUCGCUCUCCUUCCCGCUCCAAGUCCCGCUCGCGUUCUAGGUCUGCCUCGCAGGACUGAGGUCCUCUCUGAUCUGCUGUUAGCUGAGCAUGUGAUUCUCAAGGUGUUUCAGAGUGCAUAAGAUCACAUGUGUUUUCAUUGUUGCAUGAGGGAGGGAAAAACAUUGUAAAUAACAGACAUACCAGAUAAUCUGUAAAGUCUUUACUAGACCUUUUCCUACUCCAUGCCGUCUUCAGUUAUGUUUUGAGUAAUUUUUCUAAGUUGUAUUGGCUUGUUCUUCAGGUUUUCCUUCAGCUGUUUGACUUGAAUGACUGACUUUGCUAAGUAAAAUUAAAAGGCUUGAAUUGCAUUUGUGUGUAAGCAGUUGAUGACGCUAGAAUAAGCUGAUCUUUGGCUGUUUAUAAUCAAGUCAAUAACCAUUUAUUAAUAAGAUGAAAGAACGUUGUCUUAGGUUGAGUGAAAUGUAAUUGGUUACUGUACAGUAAUUUGUUGGUGUGUUUUUUUUUUUUUGAUUCAAAUUGGACCCUUGGACCUUUUUCGUGUUCAAGUCCUGUUUCAUUUUUUAAAAACUAAUGUCUGAGUAAACAAGUUUUAGUUAAAUAAACUUGGUUUAAUUUUCUAUUA